Molecule: messenger RNA, 687 nt
Organism: Tauraco erythrolophus (red-crested turaco)
Lineage: Eukaryota; Metazoa; Chordata; Aves; Musophagiformes; Musophagidae
Source: RefSeq, a predicted model, not a curated record
AUGCAGCCAAAAUUCUGGUGCAAUCCGAGCAAACAGGGAAGUAUUUAUACCUGUGCUGAAGACCUCGUCAUCACCUCGGAGCAGCAGCCCAUGGUGCAGCAGGGCCGAUACUCCAUCUGGGACAAUCGCACACUGCGGAGGUUCACAGUGACUGUGCAGAACCUGGCCAAGGAGGACGCAGGCACCUACCGCUGCGGGGUGCGAACGGGCUGGCUGUCUCGUGACGACAGUGACGUUGUGAAGGUGUUCGUGUCCCCAGUUCCUUCUUCCGCCUCCCCGGCAUCACCCUACACGCCGACCACUGAGCCCCCUGAUUUCACUACCUCUGCGUCAGUCCCCACACAGACAACUCCCCCGGGGAAAGCCGUGCCGCCGGGAUCAAACCUCUCCCACUACGAAGGCUCCAGCACUCCACGCUUAAGCAAGAGAGCGGAUGCCUUGAACUACGCAGUCAUUAACCACCGCGAGAGCCAGCUGUACAGCAGUGCCGAGGCUUUCCGCUGCUCGGCAAACAACGCAACCGAAUACACGGAGGUCAAGCAGAGCAACAAGUGUUUGGAAGAGAAAAAAGAGGCUACAUAUGCCAGCAUGCGGAAGGCCCUGCCAGAGCAGCAGGAGAUCUACGCCAAUGUGCUGCCAGCCUCACAGCCCAGAGGAGAGCCCUGCAGCACGGUGUGGGGCAUCUGA